Triticum urartu is the source of this 1321-nucleotide messenger RNA. RefSeq lists its product as uncharacterized. Gene Ontology annotation, cellular component: SMN complex; nucleus. Gene Ontology annotation, biological process: spliceosomal snRNP assembly. The record is from RefSeq and is a predicted model, not a curated record. NCBI's taxonomy places the organism in Eukaryota, Viridiplantae, Streptophyta, Magnoliopsida, Poales, Poaceae.
AGUACGAGCCGUGAGGUUUGGGGUGGGGAAAAAAAACUCGAACCCUUCCGGUGCUCCAUUGCCGCCGCCAUUGGAGACGAUGAGGUACACGAGGCACGAGCUGGAGGCGCUCAGCGGCGCGCCGUCGCGGGAGGCGCAGGCGCUGCGGUGGGCCGAGGCGUACGCGGCCCUCGCCGCAGCGGGCUUCUCCGGGGACUACGACGGGCUCCUCGCCUCUGAAGAGCCGCUGUCCAGGAGGGGGAAGAAGAUCUCCGGGGGCGGCGGCAGGAAGAGGCCCGAGGCGCCGGCGCAUCAGUUCUCCGAGGUGGAUGCCUGGAGGAACGGGGGUUCGGGGGUUCAUCAGGCGACCGGGGAGCCCUUUGAUCGCGGUGAGGAUGUGGAGUAUGAAGAUGACAGUGAUGAUGAGUAUGAUGGCAUUCUGAAGCCUGCCUUUGCGGUUGAUGGGGAGCCUGAUUUCGAGUCCGGCGAGCCGCUCGAUGGUUUCGAGUAUCUCCGGCGUGUCAGGUGGGAAGCUAACCAGAUUCCUAAAGUGAAGGUGGCCAAGAUAGAUCUGAGAGCAGCUAUAAAGGAGCAAACACCUUAUAUGCCAGAAAUUCCUGACAUACCGAAGUGUUCACCUGAUUUGUGUGCAUCAAAGGAAUGGGAGGACUCGUUUAUUACAUAUUUUUCAGAGACAAGGCUGGCAUUCUUGGAACUUGACAGCUCGGAUGAACCAUCUGUAUCAGGAGCGGUGAAGAACUCCUGUAAACCUGGCAUCAGCUUCGAGCCGCAGAUUGACCCGACGCUGACGAUGAUUCGCAAGAUGGACGCAGUUUCAAGAGCUGCUACACUGCGCAACUACAUUGAUAUGAUCCAGAGCUUUGAUACACUCUCAAGGAAUGACUGCCUUUGGCUGUUUGCGCUAUGCGUCGCUGUCGAGCCGCCCUUGGACGCCGAGACAUGCGCGUCGCUGAGGUCAAUGCUGCGCAAGUGCUCAACCAUCCUCGCCGCCAAGUCAGAGAUGGACGAUGAAGUCGUGAUGCUGAACAUACUCGUGGCUAUCUCAGGUUUGUACUUCGGGCAGCAUGAGAAGUAGGUAUAGGGCUUGCAUAGUUAGAUCAGUUGUAAGCAGCACUUCCUCUUUUGUGGGGCAAUCCAUCUGGUGAAAACGUCCAACUGGUGCAAAUGUUUAAACUUCCAGCCGCCACAAAUGCCUUGAUUACUUCACAACUGAACGCCCAGUUCCAUAUUGCGCUCUAUGGGCGUUAUUGAAUGGCUGGAUUUUGAAGAGUAAAAUGCAUGGCAGGUGAUUGGAAUUAUUAUGACAGUCCAGUUUAGUCCA